Cyclopterus lumpus (lumpfish) is the source of this 1556-nucleotide messenger RNA. It is a transcript of the gene rfc3, whose product is annotated as replication factor C (activator 1) 3. Bases 118 to 1188 code for a protein of 356 amino acids. Gene Ontology annotation, cellular component: DNA replication factor C complex; nucleus. Gene Ontology annotation, biological process: DNA-templated DNA replication; DNA repair. The transcript is spliced from 9 exons. Lineage: Eukaryota; Metazoa; Chordata; Actinopteri; Perciformes; Cyclopteridae. Gene Ontology annotation, molecular function: DNA binding; DNA clamp loader activity; ATP hydrolysis activity. The record is from RefSeq and is a predicted model, not a curated record.
GCAAGCGGAAGUAGCAGCGCGGGUUGUCUACUGGUUGCUUAUGAAUACUAUUUCGCGGGAGAGUUCGUUAGCCAGAGCCAGGCUGUCAACACUGACAGUUAUUACAUUCAUAACACAAUGAGUUUGUGGGUGGACAAAUAUCGACCGACGUCACUCGGCAAACUCGACUAUCAUAAAGAGCAAGCGACCCAGCUGAAAAACCUGGUUCAAUGUGGUGACUUCCCCCACUUGUUGGUGUACGGGCCAUCAGGUGCAGGGAAGAAGACCCGCAUCAUGUGUCUGCUGAGGGAGCUGUAUGGAGCCGGGGUGGAGAAGCUCCGCAUAGAACACCAGACCAUUGUGGCUCCCUCAAAGAAGAAAAUUGAGAUUAACACGAUAGCCAGCAACUAUCACUUGGAAGUCAACCCAAGUGAUGCUGGAAACCAGGACCGCGUGGUGAUUCAAGAGCUGAUUAAAACUGUGGCUCAGUCUCAGCAGAUCCAGACAAGCACACAGAGAGAGUUCAAAGUGGUGUUGCUAACAGAAGUGGACAGACUCACAAAGGAUGCCCAGCAUGCAUUGCGCCGAACAAUGGAAAAGUACAUGUCCACCUGCCGUCUCAUCCUCUGCUCUACCUCCACCUCGAAAGUCAUUGGGCCAAUUCGGAGCCGUUGUCUGGCUAUCAGAGUUCCUCUGCCGAGCACAGAAGAGGUCUGCAGUGUUUUGACAUCAAUCUGUAAAAAGGAGGGCCUGCUCCUUCCACCUGAGCUGGCCAAACAAAUCACUGAGAAGUCUGGUCGCAACCUCCGCAAAGCCCUUUUGAUGUGUGAGGCAUGCAGAGUGCAGCAGUAUCCCUUCUCGGCAGACCAAGACGUCCCGCAGACGGACUGGGAGGUCUACCUCAGAGAAACCGCUAACGCCAUCGUCAGCCAGCAAACCCCUCAGAGGUUGUUGGAGGUUCGCGCCAGGCUAUACGAGCUGCUGACUCACUGCAUCCCUCCUGAUAUCAUAAUGAAGGGUCUGGUAACAGAGUUGCUGAGUAACUGCGAUGGUCAGCUGAAGACAGAGGUGGCCCACAUGGCAGCCUACUACGAACACAGACUGCAGCUGGGCAGCAAAGCCAUCUACCACCUCGAGGCCUUCACCGCCAAGUUCAUGGCCAUCUACAAGAAGUUCAUGGAAGACGGUCUGGAUGGGAUGAUGUUUUGACUGAUGAUGUACUUUUCCUCAACAGCCAUUGUUGAUUUUCUGCUAUCUUGAUUUAUUGCCCCGACAAGACUUCCAUUGGACUUAAUACAGGUUUGUAUUAUGUAAGGCUCGGUGGUGACAUGAACAUAACUCACCCAAAAACAAGUCGGUCUUACAGUUUGUUGCUUUUUGCCGUGGAUUGUUGCCCAGAAACUCAACUCAGCACUGCACAUAGUUUGUAAACCUUGAACUGUCACUCUAGUGGGGUUAAACAAUGCAAACUGAGCAGUUUUGAUAGUAGCAGGCAAUUCUUUGUAUUAAAAACAUACUGCGAGGAUGAGAUGUUUCCCUAAAAAUCUGUAUCAGAACAUAAUAAAUUACUUUGUUUA